AUGUCGAAACAUCCUACCCUGAUUAAACCUCCCAAAUCCCUACCGCACCACUCACCGAUCGAAAACGUCCUCUCUCUCCUACCCCUGGUCGACAUCGGACCAGACAUAUACACCAACGCCCGACCACUAUGGCACCCACCGGGAGCACGCGGGAUCUACGGAGGCGCAGCAAUCGCACAAUGUCUAUCCGCUGCACAAGCAACGAUCCCGCCCGACUUUACCGUCCACAGUAUGCACUGCUACUUCGUUUUGGCAGGCAACUCGGAGAUACCCGUAUUAUACCAUGUUGAACGAGUGCGUGACGGCCGCAGCUUCAUCACCCGAACCGUACAGGCGCGCCAGAGGGGGAAAUGCAUCUUCACCACCACAUUGUCGUUCAUGAAAGAAGGCAGCGGCGGCCGCGAGACAGUUCAACACGCCGUACCUAUGCCUGCCGACGUCGCGACACGUCCUCCUCCCGACACGGCCGAGUCCAGUCGUUUGGCAUGGAGUGCCAACGACACAGGAGAAUCACAACCCUUUGAAUCCGUCCGCUGCGCCGUGACCCGUCGCGAUCCUCCUGCAAGUCGCAAACUGCGUCAAUGGAUCCGGGCCCGUGGUCGAAUUAGUGAUUGUCCGCCUAAUGUGCGUGAGGAAGAGUUGGUGCGGGGCGAAAGAGCUCAUCAACAAGGAAGUAAUCACCAGGCUCAUCUUUCUGCUUUGGCGUAUAUGUCCGACUCGUAUUUUAUUGGGACCGUCGCUCGCGUUCAUAAUCUUGUUCGAUUUACGAAUCGCCAGAAUAUCGAGCGCACACUCGCUUCGUUCAAGGGUUCGGACGAGGAAAAGGAUCAGAUGAGACGGUAUCUCGAGGAGGUGGCGCGUGAAGAGGCCGAAGAAAAUAAACAGUUUGAACAGUUGGGUGGAGAAGGGGAGAAGGAAAAGAGUAAGACGCCAGAUGACCGUCGCAUUGGCAUGAUGGUAUCCCUUGAUCAUUCUAUUUAUUUCCACAACCCGCGCGCGUUCCGGGCCGAUGAGUGGAUGUUGCAGGAGAUGGAGAGUCCCUGGGCUGGCGAUGGCAGAGGUCUCGUGUUUCAACGUAUCUGGAGUAAGGAUGGUACUUUGAUCGCUACUUGUGUCCAGGAGGGUGUGACUCGCUUGCAGCAGAAGGGGGAGACAAAGUUAUAG
This is a messenger RNA of Exophiala dermatitidis NIH/UT8656, 1164 nucleotides long. Its product is annotated as palmitoyl-CoA hydrolase. The record is from RefSeq and is a predicted model, not a curated record. Gene Ontology annotation, cellular component: peroxisomal matrix. NCBI's taxonomy places the organism in Eukaryota, Fungi, Ascomycota, Eurotiomycetes, Chaetothyriales, Herpotrichiellaceae. Gene Ontology annotation, molecular function: fatty acyl-CoA hydrolase activity. Gene Ontology annotation, biological process: acyl-CoA metabolic process; fatty acid catabolic process. Bases 1 to 1164 code for a protein of 387 amino acids. The transcript has a single exon.